Molecule: messenger RNA, 375 nt
Organism: Pyrenophora tritici-repentis Pt-1C-BFP
Lineage: Eukaryota; Fungi; Ascomycota; Dothideomycetes; Pleosporales; Pleosporaceae
Source: RefSeq, a predicted model, not a curated record
AUGAGCAUUCGGAUAAAUGCGACGGUCCAAGAGGCCCGAACAGCUGCAAACCACAGCCAGGAACAAUGGGACCGAUUCUACUUUAUAACCAAAGACGAGGCCAGACAACUGGCAGAAGCGCAUCCAGACUGGAAGAGAUGGAUCCUCAUCCCCGCCAACGAGAAAGAACAGAUGCUCGAAAGAAUCAAUGCUCGUCUGCGAGCUGAAGGUAUCCCGCCCGUCGAGAUGAUCAUCCUGAAGUGGCGCGUGUCGCAGCUCCUGCGGGACAUCCAGCGGAAAUACGUGUGGUCAAAGAGACGGAGCAAGCAUGCAACCUAUCUUACGGCAGGAGAGACUGUCAUAAGGCUUGCCGAGCUGUUCUUCGUGCUACCAUAA